This is a messenger RNA of Paramecium pentaurelia, 254 nucleotides long. NCBI's taxonomy places the organism in Eukaryota, Ciliophora, Oligohymenophorea, Peniculida, Parameciidae. The record is from the annotation of a GenBank genome assembly.
AUGAAUAUUAAACUCUUGAUAAUAUUAAUCGUUUUGCUAUUUAAUGGAGGUAUGCUAUUUAGUGUGAAAUUCUAGUUCUUACUAGUAAAAUCAAAGAAUGCUAAGCAAAAUGUGAUUCAUAAAUAAAUAUCUGUGUUUAUACAUGUGCUUAAUCUCAAUUGAGAUAAUCAUUGGAAAGUUAAGCCAAAUGCAAGAAAAUGUGUGAUACAGUAAAUAAGGAGUGCAAGACUUCUAAAUGCUACUUGGAAAGUUGA